AUGUCCAUGGCUCAUCAGGCGGCGGCCGCCGGCGGCGACACGAGGCUGACCAAGCUGUUCGUGGGGGGCCUGGCGUGGGAGACGAGCAAGGAGGGCGUGCGCGGCCACUUCGAGCGCUUCGGCGAGAUCCUCGAGGCCGUCGUCAUCGCCGACAAGGGCACCGGCAGAUCCAAGGGCUACGGAUUCGUUACCUUCCGGGAGGCGGAAGCGGCCAUGAGGGCGUGCUUGGAUCCGUACCCGGUGAUUGACGGCAGGAGGGCCAACUGUAACCUCGCCUGUCUCGGGGUCCAGAGGUCCAAGGCGCCACAAACACUGCCUUAUCUGCAACCAUAUGCUGCAGUAGGCCAUGUCCAUGGUGGAGGCAACAUCAACACGAGGGCAGUGAAAGCUGCCAUUGCUGCUGCUGCUGGUGGUGGUGCCAGCUUCGUCGACCAUGGCAUCCAGCAAGGGGUCCCUGCCGCGGCCUACAACAUGUACGGCUCGAGCUUGCUAGCUGGAAAGCGGAUGGUUUUGGUUAAAGGCGGUUGCAUGCUCGUUGAUGGUUGGCGGUUGGGGGCCAGGACUGCACCGUCCAUCCAUGCGUACUCUCCAUAUUUCUCGGACUACAGCUAUCAGCCACUGACCUAUUAUCAGGCGUACGGUGGGCUAGCCGGAGGGGCGCAGUACCAGGUCUUCAACGGUGGCGCCACCACAGCGCCAACGGCGGGGCUAGCAAUGGCUGAUCCAACCGGGCUCUACCCCUACUACCAAUAUGCACCUGCCGUGAGUGCCGCGGCUGCAUACAACAUGAUGCAGUACCCCCAGAUGUACCAGUACGCGGCGGUCGGCGCCCCGCCAGAGAGCAGCCCGACAGCAGUGUCCGGCCUCCACCAGUUCAUUGGCGCCGCUGCGUUUGAGCCUCAUACUGGCAGCCAGGCGGGAGGUAUGACACUGGCUCAGCUGACAGCUCCAGCUCUGCCGGCACCUGCGCCACAGUAUCAGUACAGGCUCGUCUCUCCCAUGCCUAUUGCAACACCAGAUCAGAAGAAGCCCUUAGCCUAG
Triticum turgidum subsp. durum (durum wheat) is the source of this 1041-nucleotide messenger RNA. The record is from the annotation of a GenBank genome assembly. NCBI's taxonomy places the organism in Eukaryota, Viridiplantae, Streptophyta, Magnoliopsida, Poales, Poaceae.